AUGGAUCCAUACGAAGUUGAGUUUAUUGGUGAGAACAGAAUUGUCAGCAUCAUACCUAACUUUACUUAUGACAAAAUCUAUUUAAUAUGCGGCGAGUUCGGGCCAUUUCGGGCCGGUUUACCUAUGAAUGUGCCUUUAUGGCUUGCUAUGAUGCUGAAACAGAAGCAAAAGUGCCGUAUAGUGCCACCGGAUUGGAUGGACCUGGAUGUUUUAGAAAAUAUCAAAGAAGAGGAAAAACGUUCUAGAUUUUUCACAAAAAUGCCAAAUGAGCAUUACAUGGUAGAAGCCAAACUCAUCUUAGGCGCUGCUUCAGAAGAUGUACCUAAUGCAGCAGAAAUCAAGACCAUUAUCAAGGAUAUCUGGGAUAUUCGGAUGUCAAAAUUGAGAACUUCUAUGGAUGCUCUCAUGAAAUCGGGAGGAGGAUAUGGUAGGCUUGAUCAUUUGACCAUGAUGGAGAUCAAUUCCGCUAAACCUUUGCUACCGUCUGCCAUGGAUUAUUUGUUACAGAUACAAAUGAAGGCUCAAAAGAAAGUAACGCAGCAAUCAUUACUGAACACUUCCACCUUCAGCCAGUCGGGCAGCUCACAAAACACAUAG
Arctia plantaginis is the source of this 597-nucleotide messenger RNA. The record is from the annotation of a GenBank genome assembly. NCBI's taxonomy places the organism in Eukaryota, Metazoa, Arthropoda, Insecta, Lepidoptera, Erebidae.